GAGGGUGUGAAUGGCUGGGGCAGAGGCCAGCAGAAAAGUGGACAGAGUCCAGGGACAGCGAUGGACCAGGAAGAGAAGGCAGAGGAGGGGGGCUCAGCCUCCUCUGACAAGGCGGGCUCCCCAGACCAGGAGGGCUUCUUCAACCUGCUGAGCCACGUGCAGGGUGACCGGAUGGAGGGGCAGCGCUGCUCGCUGCAGGCCGGGCCAGGCCAGACCGCCGAGAUGCAGGGCAGCCCCGAACCUGAGAUGGACAGUCUCAUGGACAUGCUGGCCAGUACCCAGAGCCGCCGCAUGGAUGAUCAGCGUGCGACAAUCAGCACCCUGCCUGGCUUCCAGCCUGUGGGCGCCAAGGAUGGAGUGCAGAAACGAGCUGGGACCCUCAGCCCCCAACCCCUGCUCACCCCUCAGGACCCAGGCACUCUCAACUUCCGUCGGAACAGCAGCCCCCAGCCCCAGACACAAGCCCCCUGAGGGCCUAAGCCAUCCUGGGCCCCACUCGGCCCCUGAAAGCAGACAAUAAAACACUUCCACGAGCAACAAGGAA
Galeopterus variegatus (Sunda flying lemur) is the source of this 544-nucleotide messenger RNA. RefSeq names its product Purkinje cell protein 2 (gene PCP2). The coding region runs from base 61 to 471 and encodes 136 amino acids. The record is from RefSeq and is a predicted model, not a curated record. NCBI's taxonomy places the organism in Eukaryota, Metazoa, Chordata, Mammalia, Dermoptera, Cynocephalidae. The transcript has 5 exons. Gene Ontology annotation, molecular function: guanyl-nucleotide exchange factor activity; protein binding.